Molecule: messenger RNA, 4408 nt
Organism: Numida meleagris (helmeted guineafowl)
Lineage: Eukaryota; Metazoa; Chordata; Aves; Galliformes; Numididae
Gene: CCDC66
Product: coiled-coil domain containing 66
Exons: 19
Coding region: 144-2927 (927 amino acids)
Biological process (GO): cilium assembly
Cellular component (GO): cilium; microtubule
Molecular function (GO): microtubule binding
Source: RefSeq, a predicted model, not a curated record
CGCAGUGUGCGCGCAGCCCGUUGGCGAAGCGGGGCCCGGCGGGAGCCUAUCGCCUCCCGGCUCCUUGUGCGGGGCCGGCAACGGCCGUACACACGGCGCGAGUCCGGCGGCCCCUCAGGCUCCGCCGGCGGCCCGGUCGGGCCAUGAACCUGGGAGAUGGACUGAAGCUUGAAACUGAAGUGCUGGAUGGGAAGCCGAGGCUGAUUUUAGCCGCUUCUGAUAAAUCAAAGCCUGCAAUGAAGAUGGGAAAUAAAGCCAGAGUGCCUAAACAGUCACUGAGAAUAAGGCAUACUGGGCAUAUUCUGAGGUCAACACAAAAUGCUUCUAUCAAUCAGGAAAACUUAACAAAACCAAGGAGCGGAUCAAGCUUAUCAAUGUCAAAAGGUGAAAAAAUGCACGUAACUAAACCUCCCUCACGCGAAGCCACAACUAAAGAUCACUCUUUGAUUUUCCAAAGAGAUACCACAAACAGGAAGCCCGAUUCUGAGAAUCUUUACAUUAAAGAAAGUAAACAUGAACCUCAAAAUGCACGUGUAUCAGCUGAAGACCUAAGAAGUUUGGUGUGUUUAACACAAGAACAGCUUCAACAGAUUUUUAUGAUCGUAAAAGGAGGAACAAGGCACAUCUCUGAAACCCACAAUGAAAAGCAAGAGGAAAUGGGUGCUAGUGAGGCAUCAGAGAAAAACAUUGUAGCAUUGCUCCAAAAACCUUGUGAAGUUUCCUCUGUUCCAGAUGAGCCUAACUCUAAUUCAACCAGGAAACAAGAAUCAUAUCCACAACCAAGAGAGAAAGUUAUAAAGGAGUCCUGGAAACCUGCUGACAUGUUUAGUACCUUGGGUGAAAGAGAAGGGGAGAAAGCCUUACUAGAAUCAAAAAAGACCCAAUGGAAGAAGGAAUUAGAUGAACAGGUAGCAUUGAAGAAGAAACUGAAAGAAACUUUGGAAGGAGAUGGGGUUAAUGUGGGGGCAAAAUCUGGCAAUGAUAAAAACCAUACAGAGAAAAUAGAAACAGCUGGCUCAGAUAAGGAAGCUGUGCCACAGGAGAGACCUUUUAGUGCGUUGAAGCAUGAGCAACAGAAGAAGUGGCUCGAAGAGCUGGACAAGCAGAAGGAAGAAGCUAAGCUACGAAAAAUAGAAGAAAAACUGAAUUUAGCAAAGGCUGAAGAGCAUGACAGAUGGGCAAUGCAUUUUGAUUCUUUAAAGAACCACCUUAAUACUAAUGCACAACACCCCUUAAAUGGAAUGUACAAAAAGCAGCCUGAAAGUCUUUGCCUGUCACCUGACCCUAAGGAGCUGACUGCUUUUGUUCACCCUUUUUCACCUGCAGCUUUAGGCAACUUCAUACCCUCAAAAGUGGGAAAUGCAGAAAAAGGUGCUAAAAGCAGUGCUUCGGAUCACAGUCAGAAAACCAGUUUCCUUCGUUCAAUGACAGCUCUCCUGGAUCCUGCGCAGAUUGAAGAGAGGGACAGACGGCGGCAGAAGCAGCUGGAACAUCAGAAAGCAAUCAUGGCUCAGGUAGAAGAAAAGCGGAAGAAGAAACAACUGGAAGAAGAGAAGAGAAAAUUGGAGGAGCAAGAGGAAGAGCAGCGCCUAGCACGGGAAAAAGAACUGAUGCAGAAACAGUUUGAAGAAGACAUGCUUAAACAAAAACAAAAGGAGGAACUUGUGAUUCUGAAAACAAAUCAGCUCUACGAGACAAUGCAGAAAGCUCAAGAAUUAGCACAGAGAUUAAAACAAGAGCAGCGCAUUCAAGAUUUGGCUCAGAAGGGACACGACAUUUCAAAACUUAAGAAGAAUCUUGGUGGGGGUGGCAGUGAAUUUGAAAACUCUAAUGCUGAUGUUUCACAUCAAAGUCGUGAUUUUUCUGAUGACGUUAACUUUGACCAGCAGACUUCUCCUCGGAAAGACACUGCUGUACAGACAGAUGACUAUACUACUUCAGCAUACACUGAUACAGCUGAGGAAAGAACUUCAUGUUGCGGAUCACCAGAUAUUUCCAUAGAAUAUAAAGAAACCUCUCACAGCAAAAAAUACCAGAAAGAAAGGCAGUAUAUGGACAGAAACAGAACUUCAGGACAAGAGAAUGGUGGCACCCACAGCGAGCUGUAUGAACAACAUGCAAGAAAAGAAAGACAAGUUAAACCUUCAGAAAAACCUGGCAAAAGACCUGACUGGAACAUAAACAAGCCUGAGAAAAGAUACGUUCCAGCAUCAGAAAGAUACCCCAAACCACUGCAAAAACAAAGGGAAGAAAAUAAAGUAAGACGACAACUGGAGCUGCUUCAGCUGGUAGAAAGAAACACGCCUGGGAAUCUCUGCCAAAAAAAGGGUUGUUGUUCAGACAGGUCUCCUUCACCUCAUGAAGAACUGAAGAAUAAGGGGCAUAGAAUCAGAAAGGAAGAACAGCUCCGUAAGAAUCAUUUGCAUGAAGAAAGAUCUGACUCACCACCUGUUCCAGCAGUUAAGAACAGACUACAAGUACAGCAAAAACAGAUCCGCACCAGGAAACUGGAAGUAUAUAACAACAGUAGAAGAGAGAAAAACACCAAGGCAGAUAUACAGCAGAAGAGCUUCCCUCCUCCAGUUGCAGAAGCUGGAAGGCCUCCCUCUUCACAGUUCGUUCCGUACGUUCGAACAAAUGAAGUGUAUUAUCUUGAUCCAGAUGCACCAGUGACUAGACCUUCAACACACGACCCACUGUAUCGGCAGUUUAACGAUUCUUACCCAGUGCCUCGACAGAUUUUUAGCUCUGAUCACACUAGAGAUCCUCUUCUAAAUCCUGAUGUAGUUAAAAUCAGAGAGAGGCAACAAGCGAUUCUCAAAGGACUGUCAGAACUACGGCAGGGCCUCCUGCAGAAGCAGAAGGAGUUGGAGUCUGGUCUCAUUUCUGUUAAAGCUCAAGAAGAGAACUUUAUUUCACCGUUUUGAAAGACAGGUUUAGGCUUAGACAACUAUCUAUCAGUGUCAGAUUUUACCACUGCAGAAAAGCUGACCAUAACACCCCAACUAGAAGAGGAUAGCAGCACUUAACAUGAUAAUGGGCUGAGCCCAAGACAGCAGAAUUCAGUUUAAGUAAGUCAACUUUUAAACAAGGUCUGAACAGCUCAGCAUUCAAUGCUUCCUGCCGGAAUUAAACAUUUAUAUUAGAUUCACUUGCAUUUGGGCUUGGAGAUACAAGAUAAUUUGAGAUAAAAGUAGUUUUCUUCUAGAGGUCUGCAGAAGAUACCUAACCUGAAUUCAUUUUAGUUGAGAUACAUGAUAAAUACCACAAAACCUCCAAACUGAGAUUCCUUCCAGCAGCAACUGUUCCAAGAAAUAAAUGGAAUACGAAAGGUAUCUUACCAGCAGCAGCUAAGGGAGCGAAGGCAGACUCUGUCCUCUCCCACUGUAUGCCAAGUCGUGUAAUAGGCGAGCCCACACUUGAUGAUGGACAUGGUAGAACGGUGUUUCACAAAAUCCAUUCAGUUUGCUGAUAAAGAGAGAAGAGUGCUUACCAUGUUUGGGGGCAGUGGGUAACAGCUGUACCAGUCUUGUCAUGGUGUGUCCUUAAUUUAAAGAAGGGGAUCAAACAAGCUUUCACACCCAGCAACCCAAGGGAAAAGUGAGUGGUGUUUUCUUUGUUUUUAAAAAUAUAAUUUUUAACCAAUUCCAUAAUAUCCCAGCUAACUUUGCGUUUACAGUUAUGCAGUUUCAAACACUUGUCUGUUUCUAAAUCACCCGUCAUACAUGAAAGCACUAAAAUCAAAUUACAAAACAGCAAAGGAAUACGACUGUAGACAACUUGAAAAAAAGAACAGUAAACAUAAAAAUCAGCACGUUAACAUCUGGAACAACACGAAUAGGAACAAGGGUAACACUGAGACACCCCAGCUAUGCACCUACCAGUUACUGUUCUCUGGCAGCCUUAGUGAGAUGAUGCAUAACCUGAGUAAAAAGAAGACCUGCCUCGGAAAAGUAAGGUUAACUCAGCACACAUGAAAUUUAACAGGCAGAACAAUACCAGUUCUAAGUAAGAAAGCACCAGGAAUGGCUGUGCUGACGUAGGGCAGGAGGGAGGUUGAGUUACCGUGGUCAUUGAGACAUCACUGCUGUAAUUAUAAGGGGAAGACAGAAGUUUUAAGAUCAUUCUGAUGUGGCUCUAAUAAUUACACCAAGCAACGUGCUAGUUAUGAAACAAAGUUUGGCUAUGUUUCUUAUGUAUUUUGAAGACAGUAUAAAAACCACAGACAAGGCAGUGUUAGCAAGUCCCUUGUGCAUUAAGAGUUUAUUUCAUUUUUGUAAUGGAACUGCACCAUUGGUUAAUCUAAUUGAGGUAUUUUGCCAAGAUCCAGUCAUUAAAAUAACUACACUGCCUUAUAGCUAUGUAAAAACAUUUGUACAAAACUGUCAAAUAAAUACAUAAGUUUUGA